This is a messenger RNA of Impatiens glandulifera, 1759 nucleotides long. Its product is annotated as organic cation/carnitine transporter 4-like. Gene Ontology annotation, biological process: transmembrane transport. Bases 20 to 1594 code for a protein of 524 amino acids. The record is from RefSeq and is a predicted model, not a curated record. The transcript has 2 exons. NCBI's taxonomy places the organism in Eukaryota, Viridiplantae, Streptophyta, Magnoliopsida, Ericales, Balsaminaceae. Gene Ontology annotation, cellular component: membrane. Gene Ontology annotation, molecular function: transmembrane transporter activity.
GAACCCAAAAAACCACAAAAUGACAACCCUCUACUCGCCGACCACCGACGCCGACCUAUCAACACCGCUAAUUUCUCCAGCCCAUAAAAAUUCCGACGAUAUCGAGAGGUUAUGUAUCGACGAUAUGCUUCGCAAGUACUGCGGCGAGUUCGGUCGGUGGCAGUUCCGUCACUUUAUACUAACAAGUCUGGCUUGGGCCCUUGAAGCGUUUCAUACUAUGGUCAUGAUUUUCGCCGAUCGUGAACCGGAGUGGAGGUGCACGGCGGCAGCCGGUGGUUGCGCCGCCGGUUUAUGUGGCCUGAAAACUGGGAGUUGGGAAUGGAUAGAAGGAAUGGGAAGCUCGACGGUGGAAGAAUGGGGAUUGAUUUGCGGAGAAAAGUAUAAAGUGGGGAUUGUACAAUCUAUCUUCUUCGUUGGCUCUAUGAUUGGUGCUGGAAUUUUUGGCCACUUAUCAGAUUCAUUCAUGGGAAGAAAAGGCUCACUUACAAUCGUUUGCAUUCUCAACGCCUUGUUUGGUUGCCUAACCGCAUUAGCCCCCGAUUACUUCACCUACGUCCUCCUCCGCUUCCUCACCGGUUUCAGCACCGGCGGUGUCGGCCUUUGCGCUUUCGUUCUCGCAACCGAACCGGUAGGACCCUCCAAGCGAGGCAAGGCCGGAAUGUCCACCUUCUACUUCUUCUCCUCCGGAAUCGCCAUCCUCUCUGGCUUAGCCUAUCUUUUCCCCACAUGGCGAAUUCUAUACUUUGUCACCUCCAUCCCUUCCCUUCUCUUCCUCGUCCUCGUCCUUCCUUUCGUAUCCGAAUCCCCUCGUUGGUAUCUCAUCCGCGGAAAGCACGAUCAUGCGAUGAACAUCAUGCGAAACAUCGCAAAGUCUAAUGGAAAACACCUCCCGGAAGGCGUCGUUUUAGCUGUCGACGAAGACAAGAGAAACCGCGGCAACGAAACCAAAGAUGGAGCCUUGACCGGAUCACUAAUGGAUGUUAUACGCACGCCUAUGACGCGCCUCAGAUUGUUUCUCUCCGUUGCUAUUAAUCUCCUUUGCUCCGUAGUUUACUACGGUUUGAGCCUAAACGUGGUAAACCUCGGGACCAACCUUUACACAAGUGUAUUCCUUAAUGCGGUCGCAGAAAUGCCCGCAUUUCUGCUGACGGCUUUGCUUUUAGAUAGAUUUGGACGGAAGCCAUUGGCGAUAGGGACGCAAUGGUUUAGCGGUUUGUUUUGUUUGCUAGGAAGUUUGGUUGUGGGAUUGUAUGGGGAAUUGAAGUGGGCGAGACUGGCGUGUGGGAUAAUGGGAAUAUUUGGGAUGGCGGGAACUUAUAAUUUGCUUUUCAUAUAUACGGUGGAGCUAUUUCCCACAGUGGUGAGGAACGCAGCACUCGGGUGCGCUACUCAGGCGGCUCAGAUGGGGGCGAUAUUGACGCCGUAUGUGGUGGUGAUGGGCGGGUGGCUUCCGUUUGCGGUGUUUGCGGGUUGUGGUUUAGUUAGCGGAAUGUUGGCGUUUUGGUUGCCGGAGACUAUGGACCGGCCUUUAUAUGAUACCAUGGAGGGAUUGAAAGAAGGGGAAAAGGUUCAGAAUAUUGUUGUAAUAGUAUAAGUUGUUUGAGUCUUGUUUUUACUAAAAACUUUGUUAUACUAUUUAAAUUUCUCAACAAUAACUCUUGUUUGUUAUAGGUUUUAGAGAAGUGAGUUUUGAAAUUGAGAAAUAUUUGUUAAAAUGAGAUUUUAAAAUGAAAUAUUUUGAACAAGUAAUAUUAUUUGA